AUGAGCUCGUACCGAACCCUCGUUUAUCGUUUAAAAGUCGUUGUGAUUGUUGUUUUUGUAUGGGUGUUUUUUUUUCUUUUUUUUUUUCGACAUACAUUCUUUUUCCAAACUGUUAAGCAACGUCUAAUUUCACUAAACCAUUCGUUUAUAAAGGAGUGUAAAGUAUACCCUGCUUCUUAUCCAUUUUUCACAGCACCCAGAAGAGACCCACUUGUGAAGCAUAUCGAUUUCGAACUACCAAAGAUGUUUUGCUGUAUGAAAAAAUGCAAGGUGACUAGUCUCAUCAAGACGGUCUUUUACAUUUUCAUGACGUUUUAUGUCAUGGACUUUUUGUUCUACUCGUGGUUACCAAAGAACUACAUCUUUGACAAGGAGGAGCUGCAGCAGAUUGUCAAGGAGACCAUUGCCAACACACCGGAGGACGAUACCGUUGCGCUCUUCACCAACUUACAAGAGAAACUCAGCGAGAGAUAUGGCAGUGAUGCCAUUAAUGAAUUCAAUACCCAAGACUGGGUCUUCAACAAUGCCGGCGGUGCCAUGGGGUCCAUGAUCAUUCUCCAUGCGUCCAUUAGUGAGUAUCUGAUUAUUUUCGGCACUGCUGUCGGCACAGAGGGACACACCGGGAUCCAUUUUGCCGACGACUAUUUCACCAUUCUCAAAGGUGAACAGUACGCUGCCUUCCCAAACCAGUUUGAGCGGAGCGUUUACAAGGCGGGCGACCAGCACCAUAUGGCGAAGGGCGAGUUCAAGCAGUACGGUAUGAAGCCUGGAUCUUAUGCGUUGGAGCUAGCACAGGGCUGGAUUCCUGCAAUGCUACCAUUUGGAUUCUUGGAUACCUUUGCCAGUACGCUGGAUUUCGUCACCUUAGGCAGAACCAUCUACUUCACUGGUAAAGACAUGAUCAAGAACCUGCUCCACGGUAAGUUCUAA
Pichia kudriavzevii is the source of this 930-nucleotide messenger RNA. RefSeq lists its product as uncharacterized. The record is from RefSeq and is a predicted model, not a curated record. Bases 1 to 930 code for a protein of 309 amino acids. The transcript has a single exon. Gene Ontology annotation, biological process: ergosterol biosynthetic process. Gene Ontology annotation, cellular component: endoplasmic reticulum. Lineage: Eukaryota; Fungi; Ascomycota; Pichiomycetes; Pichiales; Pichiaceae.